Trypanosoma theileri is the source of this 4281-nucleotide messenger RNA. RefSeq lists its product as uncharacterized. The record is from RefSeq and is a predicted model, not a curated record. The transcript has a single exon. Lineage: Eukaryota; Euglenozoa; Kinetoplastea; Trypanosomatida; Trypanosomatidae. Bases 1 to 4281 code for a protein of 1426 amino acids.
AUGCGUCCAUCGCGGGGGACAUCGGCGCAUGUACACCCAACGUUGACUGGCACGAGUGUCUUGUGUACAUUCCGUGCGGUCUCAUCUCGACGGCAUGAACGGCAAUUGCAGCGCCGGUUUGGUCCAGCGUGGCGUUUACUUGGAAUUACCGCAGUUCCAACAACAACAAUAACACCAGAAACCGUAAUGCCAAAGUUAGCCACAUCCUGUGAGAAUAAUCUUUUUGUUAAUGGACCAAUAUCUACUACUACUACUACUACUACUACUACUACUACUACUUCCUCUCAUAUAAGUAGUAAUACUGUCGUAUCUCCAAAGAUGCGAAUGGAUGUGCGGGCAAAGGCAUUAGAGUUGGGUCUAGUCUCUGAGGAUGAUGGUAAUAUACCCCAUCAUAGCGAAGAUACCUCUGGUGUCUCUACUAGUGGUGAUCCCUUACUUGAAUUCUUAGAGAAAAAUGAAGAAGAUGCGGCUAUUCUACUUGCCAUGUGGACAUCCCUACGUCGUAGUUGUCUUCAUGCAUCAGAGAUAUCGGAGUCUCUUUCUCUUAGGGCAAGAUGGUUUCUACAUCUUCUUAUUCACAGACGUGCUAUUGACGCUGCGGUGCGUUUUUACCAACGAUUGUUAACGUUAGGUGUACAAUUGCAGAAGUGGGAUGUGGUGUUGCUCUUAAGCAAUUUACCGUAUGAGCGGUCUACGACAGUAGCAGCAUCACAAUCAAAGGGGUGGAUGGAAGAAAAAGACUCUUCAUUGUGGGAAAAGAGAAAAUUAAUGGAAAAGAGACGAAAAGGGGAAAGUACAGAUAAACCACGGGGACAAAAUAGUAAGAGUAGUACUGUUAGUGGUAGUCAUUGUACUACUGUUGAUGAUGAUGAAGGUGGUGGUGGUAAUGGUGCUAAUAGUUGUAAAAAGUCAUCUUCUAAUUUUCUGGAGAAAAAAAAAGAAGAAGAAGAAGAAGAAAAAGAAGUGAAAAAUAAUAAAGUAUCUUCAUGUGAAAUAUUAGCUGAACCUAUUAUGAAGGAAACAAAUGGAAAAAAAGGUGAUGCUCAUGUUUCUAUUGUAGGUGGAGAAAUUCCUGUAAUUGGUACACGUCUAUUUCAUGAACAACCUGAUUGGGUUAAACGAUGGGUUCUAUAUGAGGCAUCUAUGGGGAAUAUAGAUAUGAUUGAUGAGAAUGAACCCCCUACUCUAGUUUCCCAAACCAUAGAUAAUAAUGAUAAGGAUAAUGAUGAUAAUGAGUCCUGUAUCCACGAUAAGGUAAAUGAACAUGAUAAGUUAAUAGCAACCGAAGAAGCAAAUCGAAUUAUUGAAGUAACGGCAAUUUUAAAUCAUCUCAUGUUAUUACAUGAUGCGAGUAAAAGUAUUAUUUCUACUGAUCAACCCAUGUUGAAAAAAAAAUAUCAGAGAUCUAUUACAAGGCGUAAAAUUUCAAUUACUUGUAAGAGUUACUGCUAUUGGAAAGAAGCAUUUCAUAUUGGGAGUGUUUACAUUUCAUCACGACCCCAGUCACAACGUGGUUGGUCCCUUCCAAUAGAAUUUCUUUCUACUAUGCGAAGAGCAGUAUUGGGUUCGGGAUCAUGGAAAGUAUCUCUUCGCUAUCUACAAACUGCAGAGAAACACGGUAUACAACUACCUAAAAGAGAUUAUGUGAUAUUUAUACUUUUAGCUUUAUCUGCAGAACCGUGGGUAAAAAACCGUAGUGUGGAACAGUUUGUUGCACAUCAUGUUGUACCCAAAUUUUUGGAUGAAACCGCAUCUGGAUACGCCGUUCAAGCAAUCUGGUUAUCACAUGUUUGUUCUGUAAAGGCGGAUAGACCUGAAAGGUAUAUGGAACUUAUGAAAGAUCAUUCAAUAAAUCUUCCAACUGCAAUAAAACAGUGUAUGAUUUAUGUUAAACUGGCUACAUCACAUUUACAUAUUGAGGUGGACCGUUAUCGUGCUGAAACUGCAGCUCAAGAAGUAUUAGCAACCUCUAUCAAAUUGGGAUUGUAUUCUCAUGAUUCUACUUCCUCAGAAGGGCAAAAACAGAAUACUGAUAUGAUAAUGAACCAACAGAAUGAAAAUAUAUCAGAAAAGCUUAGUGGUGCUAUUUUAUCUGAUAGUAUGAUUAAUUCAUUUAGAUUGGUGUGUAUGACUCUCCCUCGUAUUGUAGCAUUAGCUUCUGUAGCGGUGGAUUCGAAAGAGAGUGCUCUUCAUCUUUCUACUUUACUCUUGGAUACACUCUAUGGUGAGAUUGGUCUGUGGGGAAUAUUCUCUAAAUUGUAUAUGGCAGAAGAUCUCGCAUCUGUACGUCGAGCACCAGAAAGAAGUCUUUUAGCGACGGAAUUAAUUCUUUGUGUUACUCGUAUUACGUUAACAUUAUGUGUUAAUAAUGUUGAACUCUUAUCACAAAAACGAGACUUUUCACUAUUAACAGUAAAAGAGUUAACACUUCUUCUUGGUAUUGUGGUAGAAGUAUUAGGGGUUAUACCUACACGAGUAACACAUGCAAAAGAUCAUCCUCAGUAUGGACAAGAAAAAGAAAAAGAAGAAGAACAAAAACAAUUGAUGUUGGAGGUGAUUAAUGAAUCCUCAAGACUUGUAAAGGAAACUUUUCGUUUUCUCUCUAUUUCCCCCACUAGUGAAAAAGUAUUGUUUGGAUCCACAUCUGAAGAAACCGUGGAGGUGGUUGUUCUUGUUGUACGUAUUCUAUUACGACUCCAUACAGAGUUUACUUGGAGUCAUCUUCCGACCUCUACACGGUUGAGGAUUCGACGUCUAUUGGGACAUGAUAGUGGUUUAGGAAAACAAGUCCGACGACAUUUACGACAGAAAGAAUUACAACAUUUACAUCGACUUUUUUACACAAAACGAAAAAGAAGAAUAGUUGGUAGCCACAACAACAACAAUACUUCUUCUUCUUCUUUACUACGACAACGUACCUUCUCACCAGAGGAUAUUGCACGGAUAAAAAAUACGGCCAAAUUGCAUGAGUUAGUUUAUGCUUUAAGUCUUCGUCAUGAAAAUGAUGCACUUAAGCUAGAACACGCACUUACUUCACAAAUUCGUAGGAUGCAAUGGAAUGAUGCUCUUACAAUGAUGCAUAUAGCAUUACAUCACCUUCGUUUAUCUCCUGGGACGUUAAGUCUCUCUUUCUUUGCUGAAGUUUUGGAUCGUGUGCGUGGCGGGGCUAAAUCUUCUGCUAAUGGUACAUCACUUUGGCUACAAGCAAUAUCUGUAUAUUGGGAUGCUGUGGAUCAUACAGCCUGCCGUUCUCAUACGUAUUCAUCAUCUGAAAUGGAUAAAAAUAAACAAUCCCUUCAAAAUCAUGAGAAAAUGGUUUUAUCAGGACUUCUUGUACCAAUGAUGCAUUUUAGUAUGUCUAUUAUGCGAAGAGAUAUUGGAUGGGCUUGGUUGAAUAUGUGGACUUCUUUGCAUUCUCCAGAAGAACGUGAUAUUCACUGGCUGAUGCUCAAUAUUAGGGCGAGAUCAGCAUUACGUGAUAGCCGAGCACUAUCUAUGAGUGUAAAAUUAUUUAAAGAAAGAGAACAACAAAACACAACAAAACAACCAGUAACAACAGCAUCUUUGGAAUCUUUGCUUUGUGAAGUUGCAGUUAGACAUAAUAAUUGGAGUGUAGCUCUAGAAUCACUCUUGGAUGCCUUUGAAUUAUCGGGUUCAGUGAAUAAAUCCUCUACUAAACCAUUACCAUUACCUGUUGUAAGUUCCCUAAUGCGUAUUUUAUGUCGAGCACCUGUUAAUCUAUCCAACACGGCUCUAAGACUGCGAGCAUUGCAAGAGGAUUGUUGGGAUUUACCAAAUGCCAAUGCUCUUUUAUUGCUGUUGGUUCGCCAACGUCGCUGGAAGAUUGCCCUUGAACAUGUAAAGGAAAUGAUGCCAUUAUUGGAUACACCUAAUAACACAGAAGAAGGAGAAGAUGUUUACAGUAAGGAAAACAAAAAUAGUGAACACAUGAAACUUAAUCGUGCGAUGUUUUUACUUUAUGGUCUUCGGGCAUGCGCCAGUGGUGGGUGUAGUGAAGAGGCUGCGAUAUUGUACGAUAAACUCAAAAUAAUACUUGGAGAGUCUUCUCAGGUGGUGUUAACAGAAAGAAAUGAUUCCAAUAACCGUGUAAAGUAUUUGGAGGAUAUAUUAUUCUCUGCUGCUUCCACAGUCUCCUUUACUACAGGAGAAGAGGGUGAAAGAAUGCAUGCGAUUGCGACUCAAGCCCGUGUUUACUUUCUUCGGGCCAUGACGAAGAAAAUGUUAAUGCCCCAUAGCAACAAGAAUGAGCGAUCACCAUAA